Dermacentor silvarum is the source of this 1980-nucleotide messenger RNA. Its product is annotated as cholinesterase. The record is from RefSeq and is a predicted model, not a curated record. Bases 1 to 1698 code for a protein of 565 amino acids. NCBI's taxonomy places the organism in Eukaryota, Metazoa, Arthropoda, Arachnida, Ixodida, Ixodidae. The transcript has 2 exons. Gene Ontology annotation, molecular function: acetylcholinesterase activity. Gene Ontology annotation, cellular component: plasma membrane. Gene Ontology annotation, biological process: acetylcholine catabolic process; choline metabolic process.
AUGUCCGGCAACAAACAUCCCAGCCUCCUGCCGCUCACCGCGCUCCUGUUGUGCGCGACGAACCAGAAUGCAGCCCAAGACGCUACGACCAACUACGUCACGGUGAAGACGACCAAUGGUCAAGUGCGCGGCAGACUCCUGGACGUGGACGGUGCGUCCGUGGCACAGUUCCUCGGCAUACGGUACGCCGAGCCUCCCGUCGGAGAACUUCGUUUCCGGAAGUCCGUGCCAGCUCGACCGUGGCAGCCGGACACUGUGGAUGCCCUCGAAUUCGGUAGCCCCUGCGCCCAGGCCAACGGUUCCUUGCCUCCGGUGUCGUGGCUCGUGCCUCGCGACAAAGUCAGUGAGGACUGUCUCUUCCUCAACGUCUGGUACCCACUGGGUGACGGCCAGGACACUCUCGGUGUCCUCGCGUGGAUUCACGGCGGCGGCUUUCGCACUGGCACGGCCUCCGAUCCCGACUACGACGGGAGGAAGCUGGCGGCGGUCGGCAACGUCGUGGUGGUCACCAUCAACUAUAGGCUCGGCUCGUUCGGCUAUCUCUACACCGGUCCGGGCACAUCGACCGGCAACUACGCGCUCUGGGACCACAACUUGGCCCUCCGAUGGAUAAGGGACAACAUCGCGCACUUCCGCGGAGACCCGGGAAGAGUGACGGUGUGGGGAGAGAGUGCCGGUAGCAUAGCCAUUGGCUCGCUCCUCCUGUCGCAGCAGAACGUCGGUCUCGUCCGCAGGGCCAUCAUGGCCAGCGGAAGCAACUUCUGGCUUUUACCGCCCAUGAAUAAAGUCGGUCACGAGUUCGCCGACCGGAUUGCCAGGCACGUGGGUUGCCUGGACUCCAACAAGCCUUCUUCCAAGACGCACCCGGCCCAAGUACUCCGGUGUCUGCGCUCGGUGUCGGUUGACGCCAUAAUCGACGCCGAGCAGACCCAGUUUCCCGACGACCUCGUCACCUUCCGUCCCGCCUUCGGUGACGAGUAUCUGCCGCUGCCGGACCUGACGAGCCUGUCGAAGAGCAUGUUCAUUCCCUUAGAGAGCCUGCUCACGGGGGCAGCCACGGAGGAAGGCAGCGCCUUCCUGUACUACAAGGACCACGUGCUAUUCGGCCCCACGAUGCCCGAGCUGACCAGGAAGCAGGCGUUCGACUUUGCUCUUAAGCACUACUUGGGAGUGCUGCCCGAGCCCGUCCAAACGAUGAUAAGGGAGUUUUACCAGAAGAACGUCACCAGUGACGAAGAUUGGCAAGGCGUGUUCCGGUCGCUGAUGGACAUGGUGGGCGACUACCUCAUCUUCUGCCCGACCAAGUUCCACGCGGAGCUCUUCGCCAAGGCCAAUCGCCCCGCCUACUUCUACAUGCUGGACUACCGGUCCGAGAAAGGCCGCUUCCCGCCAUACAUGGGCUCAAUGCACUUCGAAGACGUGCAGUACUUCUUCGGCCUGCCGUUCGUAUUCCCCAGCCGACACACGGACGAGGACCGAGCUUUCAGCCUGCUCUGCAUGCGAGUCAUCGGCACGUACGUCAACACUGGGAAACCUCAGCUGCCCGAGAGCGACAUCGAUUGGCCCGUGUUCACCAAGGAGCAGCCGACGCACGUCACACUGCGCGCGAGAAACAGCACCGUCGAAUGGGGAUUCCACGAGGACGGAUGCAACCUGUACAGAAGAAUCUACGAGAUGUUGAACAUCAGCACGCCCUGACAGCCACGCGACCUCGAGGUUGUUUUCGGGACCAGAUGCGGCUCGAUAACGGUUCCUCCGCGCAUCUUAUGCACCACACAUGUAUUGUACGCACCACAUAUGUCCGCCUGCGCCUUCCGUGUUCUAUAGACGAAACCGCAUAAUCAUUCCGUUGCAGUGGGGAUGCGCUGUUCCCUCCCAGACGAACAUCGCUACGAACGUCAAGCGGUCCUUUCGUACGUACAAUUUAUAAAAUUCCAGGGAGACUGUUCCUGUUCAACGCAACCUGUACACAUAAGAUCA